Batrachochytrium dendrobatidis JAM81 is the source of this 2615-nucleotide messenger RNA. RefSeq lists its product as uncharacterized. The record is from RefSeq and is a predicted model, not a curated record. The coding region runs from base 170 to 2530 and encodes 786 amino acids. NCBI's taxonomy places the organism in Eukaryota, Fungi, Chytridiomycota, Chytridiomycetes, Rhizophydiales. The transcript has a single exon. Gene Ontology annotation, molecular function: zinc ion binding; metalloendopeptidase activity.
UCCCAUUGGAUCCUAAUCUUAUCAAAUCUUGUUUAUUCAGAAACCCAUACUUGUUAUUAGUCUAGCUCAAGCUUGCACUUGUACCAAUCUGUCAUCUAAAUACUAUUUGAUAUCGUAGUCUACCGUUCUUGUAAAAUUUAUCUAGUCAAUCCGAUUAUUGUUCAAAGCAAUGUUUAUUCCAACUGUCGCCUUUGCAUUCACUUUUGCUUCUUGCAUCCUUGCCAUUCCUCUCAAGCCGGUUCUUCCUGAACUUCAGUAUAUUUACCGCAGAUCGAUUGGCACAAAGCAACCGUUUUUUUUCCCUAGUGCUAGCUACGAGCAUGUCGGCUCGUCUAAACAAGGUUCUAGUUUCUCUGGUAGUUCAAGCCUGACUGGUUCUGGCAGUGCUCCAGUCAAUCUUGGAGAUUUUGCCAUCGAAUUUCUUUCCAAACUACUCAAUUUGGACAAAUCCGAGUUUAAAAUUUAUAACGAGUACACGGAUAGCUCUGGUACCACCCACAUUUAUGGUGCUCAAAUUACUGCUGAAGGUGCUCGUAUCGCCAAUCAUCAAUGGUCUGUUAAUAUUCAGAACAAUGUAGUUAUCAGCUAUAGUGCUUCAUUUGGCACAGAGAAUCACAUUGCAAAGCGUGAUCUUAAAGUUGCACCUGCUGAAUCUUAUAUUACUGUUGAAGAGGCUAUUGCCAAUGCGGUCAAACAAACUGGCGUACAGUACUAUGCUGAUGUUGCUCCAACCAACGAAUACAUUCAAACUCCUGACGGUAGCCUUCGCUAUACCUACAAGUUUGAAGUACGCGACCCUGAUCUGAAAAACUGGAUGAUGGUUUGGGUGGAUGCUCAUACUGGCCAGGUUCUUAAUGUGGUUGAUUACUCCAACAAAUUUUCCUACAAAGUUGUACAGUUACCCAAUUCCAACCCAGAGCAAGGUUUCAGCGUUGUUAAAGAUCCCGAAUUCGCUGGUUCUUCUCCCAAUGGCUGGACCGAUGGCAGUCGAACCCUUGGAAAUAACGUCGAAGUUACCGACCCAAGUGGUCGGCCAGGCGCUGGCCAAGGUGGCAUUUUUGACACCAAUUUUAAUGCACAAGUUGAUCCCCGCACCCCCGAUAACUCUCAAGCUAGUACUGUCAAUCUGUUCUAUGUUUGCAAUCUUGUACAUGACAUCACCUAUCAAUAUGGUUUCACCGAGCAAAAUGGCAACUUCCAAAAAGACAACUUUAACAAAGGUGGCCAAGGUGGUGAUGCUGUCAAGAUUAAUGCUCUCAACAACAGGGACACUGACAAUGCCAACUUUUUGACUCCUCCCGAUGGCAGAAGCGGUAUAAUGAACAUGUUCCAAUUCACUGAUACCAAUCCUCGCCGAGACUCUGGUAUGGACGCUCUCGUUACUAUCCACGAGUAUAUGCACGGUGUUUCUAACCGCCUCACUGGUGGAUCUGCUACUGGACAAUGUCUUCAAAACACCGAGUCUAGCGGAAUGGGUGAAGGAUGGAGCGACUGGCUUAGUCUUGUUAUGACAGCCAAACAAGGCGACAAAGAUGUAGACCCUGUCGCUGUUGGUACUUAUGUCACCAAUUCUCAAAGGGGUAUUCGAAGCCGUCCUUACUCCACCGAUCUUGGAGUCAAUCCCCUAAAGAACAGCGAUCUUGCGCGUCGCAAUGAGGUGCACGAUAUUGGCGAGGUUUGGGCAGCCAUGCUCUGGGAGGUCUACUGGAACUUGGUCAACAAAAAUGGAUUCAGCGCCAACUUGUUUGAUGCAAAGCAAAAGGCAGGAAACAUCAUUGCAAUUCAAGUUAUUAUAGGUGGACUAAUGAAUCAGCCUUGCAAUCCCAACUUUAUUAAUGCAAAAAAUGCGAUCCUCGAGGCUGAUCAACAGUUUUACCAAGGUGCCAACAGAUGCGAGAUUAUCAAAGGGUUUUCUAAGCGUGGUCUUGGGCCAAAUGCUCGAAGUAGAUCCGACGACUUUUCGGUUCCUGCCGACUGUGGUGGAACUGGCCAAAAUACUCCACCUCCACCUCCACCUCCAAGUACUGGUGGAAAUCCUGUACCACAAGGUGAACCACGACGUGUACCGCAGCCUGCACCGCAACCUGCACCACAACCUGCACCACAACCUGCACCACAACCUGCACCACAACCUGUACCACAACCUGUACCGCAAGGUGAACCACGACGUGCACCACAAGGUGAACCACAACGUGGACCACGACGUGUGCCGCAGCCGCAGCCUGGACCACAACGUGGACCACAACCUGGACCGCAACGUGGACCAAGACGUACACCCGGUCAAUUCCCAGGUCAAUUUCCCAGUCCAUUCCCAGGUCCAUUCCCAGGACCGAGACGUAGACCCAGUCCAUUCCCAGGUCAAUUCCCAGGCCAAUUCCCAGGACCAAGACGUGGACCUGGCCAAUUCCCUGGGUUUCCAAGAAGAAACGGUAGAUUCUCGUCUCCCAGUCUCGAUAACCCAAACUUCCCACAGGGCCAGAGAGCUAGCCUCGAAGCUCUUUUUAGAGAUUUGGAAAAACUCGGUUUCUAAAGCUUCCAGUUUCAUUUAUAAGCUGACUUGAUCAACCAAUCUCUGUUUUAUCCAACUGUUUGAAAUGAAUGUCAUUGUUUAAAGC